Molecule: messenger RNA, 577 nt
Organism: Acanthoscelides obtectus
Lineage: Eukaryota; Metazoa; Arthropoda; Insecta; Coleoptera; Chrysomelidae
Source: the annotation of a GenBank genome assembly
AUGACGGGUGCGGUAACGUUUCCCAGCCGAGUACAAAAAAAUUUGCUCGGAUCAGUUGUGCGGUAUGAGGCUUGGCGUUAUCCUGCAAGAAUAUCAUUUUCUUCCGAUUGAUCAAAGAAGGCUGUUUCUGGAUGAGUGCUGCUUGUAACUCGUUGAAGCUGCUCAAAAUACAAGUUAGCAGUGAUGGUUUGACCCCUUUCCAAAAGCUCAUAAUGGACAAUUCCAGUUGCUGUCCACCAAACACACAACAAAACCUUGUUUGGGUGCAAGGAAGCCUUGGACGUGAGUGGUACCGGAUCAGUAGGUGACAACCCAUGAUACGAACGCUUAGAAUUCGAAUACAAGAUCCAUUUUUCGUCGCAGGUUAGAAACCGAUUAAGAAAUGGUUCAUUAGCGUUGCGUGAAAUGUUUGCUGAACAAAUGGUAAGACGACUUAAUUUCUGAUGAAGAUGCAAACGAAUAGUUUCAGGACUUACUCUGAACAUUUCUGCAAGUUCUUGGCACGUUGUGCUGGAAUUUGCGUCCACAACCUGUCGAAGAUCCUCGUUGUUCAUAAUUUUUGGUCUCCCUGAGCGCG